Amphibalanus amphitrite is the source of this 799-nucleotide messenger RNA. RefSeq lists its product as uncharacterized. NCBI's taxonomy places the organism in Eukaryota, Metazoa, Arthropoda, Thecostraca, Balanomorpha, Balanidae. The transcript has 5 exons. The record is from RefSeq and is a predicted model, not a curated record. Bases 332 to 799 code for a protein of 155 amino acids.
GUUUGAACGGUUUUGGUUCGUGCGGCUCGCGCAGUGCGCUGAAAUUUAGCGGUUCUCUGCUGAAAAGUGAAAGAGGUGGAACAAAACGCUCUGCCUUUGUGACUGGUGACUUUUGAGGUUUUAGACAAGUCAGGGAGGCAGAAAUAUUGUAUUACAAACUUUGCAAAACAGUGACUUACGAGAACUACAGUGACUUUGGUAAAACCCUGCUAGGGUUGAGAGACUUGUGUGUUUUAUUUUACGAACUGAGUUGUUGGGUCGAUUCCCGCGCUAAAAUUGACAGAUUUAGCCGCCCCAUUGAUGGUGACAGAAGAUCGCGAGGACUGACAACAUGACAAGUUCUGCGAAAUCUACAGAUGCCGAAAAGUCAGAUGUUGAGAUGGCAGCGCUUGUGGCCCUGCCCGUUUCACUCGCCGAGCUGCUGGAGGUCCGAGGACGGCAAGGGCUCACUUCCCGCGAGCUGAGGGCGGUCGCUGCUCAGACCUGCAGACACCUGGCCACUCUGCUGGAGUCAGAUGGACAUGUUGCGGCGGUCCCACUGAAGCACAUCACGGCUCAGACGCUUCAGCUGACUGGGUCCGGCCAGGUCCGGCUCAGUCACACCGAGCUCUAUUCGGAUGUGUACAGCGUUACUGCCGGAGAUAUACAGCCGGUUCUACGCUCUCUGGGUGAAGUUCUACUGACUGCCGCAGCAGAGUCCGUACCUGAGGAACUCACCGGCGUUCUGACAGACCUCAGGGACGGCCUCGUGACUCUGCAGCAGCUGCCACAGCGGCGGGCCAUCAAACACACGUCAUGA